AUAAAGAAAUAAAAUAAUUAACUUAAGUGGGGGCAGUAAAUAUAUACAUAUGUAUGCGUAUGUACAAAUACAAUAAGAAAAUGUAAGUGAUGAUGAGUUGGAAGUUGGAAAAGGAAUAACAUAAAUGGUGGACUUGAAUUGACUGACGUGGUUAGCCGUGAAUGGUGAUAGCGCGAACCAGUUGAUGUUACAGUACAGAGUACACUCUUUAGAAUAGCUAAAUGCCUGUUGUUAUUUCUUAACCAGUAUUAAAUAAAAGACAGUAACUAUUAUUACAGAACUUAUUUUUUAAACAAAGUGUCUAUUGGUAUUUUAUGCACCCAGUAAGCCAAACAAAAAUAUUUUAAAAUGGUGUUACUUACAAUGAUUGCCAGGAUAGCAGAUGGGCUACCGCUUGCUGCGACAAUGCAAGAGGAUGAGCAGAGUGGGAAAAGCAUACUGGAGUAUCAGAACCAAGCCAAAAUGUUGUUUAGAAAAUUAGGACCUCAGUCUCCGGCUAGGUGUACUAUAGAAACUGGUCCCUAUCUCUUUCAUUAUUUGAUCGAGAAUGACGUGUGUUAUUUGGUACUUUGUGAAAGAAAUUGGAGCAAACGUCUGGCUUACAGUUAUUUAGAAGAUAUUGCACAAGAAUUUUAUGCACAGUAUGGAAAGCGUGUCAAUACAGUGACCAGACCGUAUACAUUUAUUGAAUUUGAUACGUAUAUUCAGAAAGCUAAAAAGUCUUUCUCCGAUGGAAGGUCAAGGAGAAAUAUGAACACACUCAAUAGUCAACUGCAAGAUGUACAGAGGAUUAUGGUACAAAAUAUUGACGACGUUUUACAACGAGGAACUGUUUUAUCAGAGUUGGACUCGAAAACUCAAAACCUUUCCAUGCUAUCACAAAAGUACAAAAAAAAUGCGACAAAUUUAAACAGUAAGUCAAUGUAUGUUAAAGCUGUCGCUGGUUUAGUUGCAUUCCUCGUAUUUUUAUUAUACUUUUUUAUUUUGUAAGUUCAUUCAUUAAUUAAUAUUCAAUUUUUUUUAUAAUUGGUGUUGCUGUGGCUUUAUAAACGUCAGUUGUCAAUUUAUUGAAAUUCUACUUCUUUUAAUAUUGUUACUACCAUUAUAAUUUAGUGUGAUUAUUUAAUUCGUAUAUGGGUAAAAGUAUUUAAAUAAGUCAUAAAACUAUUUAUUUAAAAUUAAGGGUUACAUAUAAUAAAAUACUAGUUGGAAUGUUCAACUGAUUUGUAAUACUUUUCCUUUGAUAAUAUAAUGAGAACACCAGUCUAUCGAUUUUAUUGACUGAUAAAUAAUAAAGUUUUCAAAUGCUAGAUAAAAUUGUAUAUUUUCUUGAUCAUAUAAAUUUGUAUUGAAGUUUUAAACGUAAUAUAAGUAUAUUAAAUAUUUGUAUGAAAUAAUAGUUAAUAAAUAAUUAUCAUAAUUAUUAUAAAAAAUUUUAUUUAUAAUUAUUACGUUUGUACAAAUUCAUAGUAAUUAGGAAUACUAGAUAGACUGAAAUUGCCGUCGUUAUUUUUAUUAAUCUCUUCUUCUGAGUCUGAUGACUCGUGAUGAAAUAAAUAAUUUACAGGCCG
This is a messenger RNA of Cotesia glomerata, 1571 nucleotides long. RefSeq names its product vesicle-trafficking protein SEC22b-B (gene Sec22). Gene Ontology annotation, biological process: vesicle fusion with Golgi apparatus; endoplasmic reticulum to Golgi vesicle-mediated transport; retrograde vesicle-mediated transport, Golgi to endoplasmic reticulum. The transcript has 4 exons. The record is from RefSeq and is a predicted model, not a curated record. The coding region runs from base 349 to 990 and encodes 213 amino acids. Gene Ontology annotation, cellular component: ER to Golgi transport vesicle membrane; endoplasmic reticulum-Golgi intermediate compartment; SNARE complex. Lineage: Eukaryota; Metazoa; Arthropoda; Insecta; Hymenoptera; Braconidae. Gene Ontology annotation, molecular function: SNAP receptor activity.